This is a messenger RNA of Brassica oleracea var. oleracea, 2432 nucleotides long. Its product is annotated as probable alpha,alpha-trehalose-phosphate synthase [UDP-forming] 3. The coding region runs from base 1 to 2373 and encodes 790 amino acids. Lineage: Eukaryota; Viridiplantae; Streptophyta; Magnoliopsida; Brassicales; Brassicaceae. The record is from RefSeq and is a predicted model, not a curated record. Gene Ontology annotation, molecular function: catalytic activity. Gene Ontology annotation, biological process: trehalose biosynthetic process. The transcript has 17 exons. Gene Ontology annotation, cellular component: cytosol.
AUGUCUUAUGGUGAAAGGCCAAGGCUGCUUGUUGUAGCUAACCGGCUUCCGGUUUCUUCAAAGAAAACAGGGGAAAACUCUUGGUCUAUGGAAAUGAGUCCUGGUGGUAAAUUUAAUCUUCUAGUUGAAAAAACUGCACUCUCUAAAUCUCUUGCUCAAAUGAAUUGUAUCCCUGUGUUCCUUAAUGAGGUUUUUGAUCAAUAUUACAAUGGUUAUAGCAACGGCAUAAUAUGGCCAAUUCUUCAUCACAUGGGACUUCCAAUAGAAUGUCAUCAUGACGAAAACAAGACGUUCCAAACACAAUAUGAUGCAUACAAGAAAGCAAAUCGAAUGUUUCUUGAUGUCGUAAUCGAGAACUAUGAAGAAGGAGAUACUAUUUGGUGCCAAGAUUAUCAUCUCAUGUUUCUUCCUCAAUACCUUAAAGAAUACAACAACAAGAUCAAAGUUGGGUGGUUUCUCCAUUCACCAUUUCCUUCUUCAGAGGUCUACAAAACAUUGCCCUCGCGAUCAGAGCUUCUUCGUUCUGUUCUUAGAGCUGAUUUACUUGGUUUCCAUACGUACGAUUUUGCAAGACAUUUCGUGAGUACAUGCACUCAAAUUCUUGGCGUUGAAGGCACAGAUGAAGGGGUUGUGGAUCAAGGCAGACUCACUCGUGUAGUUGUUCUUCCCAUGGGAAUAGAUCCUGACCGGUUUAUAAGCACAUGUAAGCUUCCUGAAGUCAUACAACAGAUGAAUGAGCUUAAAGAGAAAUUUUUUGGCAAAAAGGUGAUAUUAGGUGUUGAUCGUCUUGAUAUGAUCAAAGGGAUUCCACAAAAGUAUCUUGGAUUUGAGAAGUUUCUUGAAGAAAAUCCAGAUUGGCGCAAUAAAGUUGUCCUGGUGCAAAUUGCUGUGCCAACAAGAGAUGCUGUCCCUGAAUAUCAGAAGGUCAGAGACCAAGUUCAUGGACUCGUUGGACGCAUUAAUGGUCGUUUUGGUUCUAUAUCUUCUCUUCCAGUUCAUCACAUGGAUUGUUCUGUUCCCUCCAAUUACUUAUGUGCACUUUACGCGACUGCUGAUGUAUUGCUUGUAACGUCUUUGAGAGAUGGACUGAAUCUCGUUAGUCAUGAGUUUGUUGCUUGCCAAGAGAGCAAAAAGGGGGUUCUUAUUCUCAGUGAGUUUGCAGGUGCUGGACAGUCACUUGGUGCUGGAGCUAUUCUUGUGAAUCCUUGGAAUGUUACAGAAGUUUCUUCUGCCAUUAAAGAAGCUCUAACUAUGCCGGCCGAAGAAAGGGAAGAAAGACACAGAGUUAAUUUUCAGUAUGUGAUAACUAAUUCUGCUGAAAAAUGGGGAGGUGAUUUCUUGAGUGAACUCAAUGACGCUUUUGCUGAAUCCGAGAUGAAAAUUAGGAGUACCCCACAUGAACUUCCACAACGAGAUAUGAUACAACGAUAUUCACAGUCUAACCAUAGACUGAUAAUCUUGGGUUUUUGUGGAACACUCACUGAGCCAAUGAAUACUCAAAAUGAGGAGCUGAAUCUUAAACUAAACCCAAAGCUAAAAGGAACAUUGAAAGCAUUAUGCAAUGAUCCAAAAACAACAGUAGUUGUAUUGAGUAGAAGUGGCAGAAACAUAUUAGAUAAGGUCUUUGGAGAGUAUAAGAUAUGGCUGGCUGCAGAAAAUGGAAUGCUCUUGAGGGAUCCCACUGGAGAAUGGGUGACAAAUAUGCCUGAAAACAUGAAUCUCGACUGGGUCAACGGUGUAAAGAAUGUUUUUAAGUACUUCACUGACCGAACUCCAAGAUCCUUCUUCGAAGCAAACGAGACUUCUCUAGUAUGGAAUCACGAAUAUGCAGGCGUUAAGUUUGGGAAAACACAAGCGAGAGACAUGUUACAGCACUUAUGGGCAGGACCAAUCUCUAAGGCAUCAGUUGAUGUUGUUCGAGGAAACCAUUCUGUUGAAGUCCAUGCAAUGAGUGAGACGAAGGGAGCAGCAAUUGGUCGUAUUUUGGGAGAAAUGAUGCAUAAAAUAUCAAUGACCACACCCAUUGAUUAUGUCUUUUGCAGUGGUUACUUGUUGGAGAAGGACGAAGAUAUUUACACUUUCUUCGAAUCAGAAAUUGUGCCUUCCAAGUUAUCUCAUGAAACUAGGUCGAAGUCUUCUUCCAGUAAUAUUAUGAAGAAUCAGAUUUCACCGAAUGUUCUUGACCUCAAAAAAGAGAAUUACUUCUCUGUAGCCAUCGGACAAACUCGCUCAAAAGCUCGCUAUGUCAUUGACUCAACUCAAGAUGUAGUGGAUUUGCUCCACAAGCUUGCAAUUGCAGAUACAACAACAAUGGCUAACACAGUUUCUAAUAGUGAAUUACAUCAGAGACUCGCAAUGGAAACGCGAAUUUGAAACACUCCAAGAAGAGAAACUCUAAUCGUUUCGUCCAAGUCUUUUGUUUAAUUAUUUUG